CUUCGAAAGUUGCAAGCCCGCGAAAAUCAGUCGAGCGUCAAGCCGCAAUAAUCCUUUACAAUGGGUGGUGUCAGCGUUCGCGAUGUCCCUGCGGACAAGUUCAUCGAAGCCUACGCAUCCUUUUUGAAGCGACAAGGUCGUCUUCCAGUGCCUCCAUGGCAAGAUUUGGUCAAGACCUCUCACUCGAAAGAGCUCCCUCCACAGAACCCUGACUGGUGGUUCGUCCGAUGCGCCGCUGUCGCUCGCCACGUGUAUCUCCGCAAGACCGUUGGCGUUGGCCGUCUAAGGAAGGUACACGGCAGCACAAAGAACCGUGGCUCGCGCCCAUGCCAUCAUGUCGAUGCAUCUGGUUCGGUCGACCGUAAAGCCAUGCAGGCUCUGGAGAAAGUUGGUGUUCUCGAGCAGGACGAAGACAAGGGUGGCCGCAGAAUCACACAGGCUGGCCAACGAGAUUUGGACCGCAUUGCUAUGACUGUACUCGAGGCGGAUGAGGGUGAUGAAGAUGACGAGUAGAUGUUUUCGCUUUGAAGAAGCAGCUUGAACUCUUCCCUCCUGCCACUACAUUCAAGGCGUGGUGGUUAAUGUCAUAUUUGCAUGAAAUCGGAUCUGGUCUGGCGGCUGAAAAUGCCUGGGCGUUGAAUUCGUCGUAGAUAAAAAUCCUAAACCGGAUGGAAACUAUUUGGCGCCUAGGCAUUGCAUCUCUGAACGUGCUUCAUACGUAACACCUGCUACUCCAUUCCCUUUCUAUUAGCAUAAUAAGACGUUGGAAGGCCGACAUUUGUCGAAAUUUUGCGUUCCUUUCCUUUUUAAUUAUUUGUUCAUGGGCAUUUUGCAAUGUUCAAAGCGCCCAAAAAUUUGUGUUCUGGCAUCACUAUCAAAUAAAAUAUUGCAACUCAACAAGAACUUUUGCCUGUAUUUCACCACG
Messenger RNA from Verruconis gallopava, 925 nucleotides. Its product is annotated as 40S ribosomal protein S19. Gene Ontology annotation, molecular function: RNA binding; structural constituent of ribosome. The coding region runs from base 61 to 513 and encodes 150 amino acids. The record is from RefSeq and is a predicted model, not a curated record. Lineage: Eukaryota; Fungi; Ascomycota; Dothideomycetes; Venturiales; Sympoventuriaceae. Gene Ontology annotation, cellular component: cytosolic small ribosomal subunit; ribosome. The transcript is spliced from 5 exons. Gene Ontology annotation, biological process: translation; ribosomal small subunit assembly.